Messenger RNA from Ascoidea rubescens DSM 1968, 1716 nucleotides. RefSeq names its product glycoside hydrolase family 47 protein. Gene Ontology annotation, biological process: carbohydrate metabolic process; N-glycan processing. The record is from RefSeq and is a predicted model, not a curated record. Gene Ontology annotation, molecular function: mannosyl-oligosaccharide 1,2-alpha-mannosidase activity; calcium ion binding. The transcript is spliced from 3 exons. Gene Ontology annotation, cellular component: Golgi membrane; endoplasmic reticulum. NCBI's taxonomy places the organism in Eukaryota, Fungi, Ascomycota, Saccharomycetes, Ascoideales, Ascoideaceae. The annotation marks the transcript as partial.
AUGUCAACAAAUUCAAAUUAUCGAUCUCAGUUUAAAUUGCCUAGAGUCGAUUACGAUCAAACAAAUUAUCCAAAUAUUCAAUCAAAGAAAUUCAGCAUAAAUAAGAAUGGAUUAAAAGACACAGAAAAAUUAAACAAAAUUAAACAGAUUUUUUUAUUAUCGUUUGAUGAUUAUAUGUCUCAUGGAAUCGACUACGAUGAAAUAUUACCAAUUUCUUUAGAACCUUUUGAUUCGUUUAUCGGUUGGUCUGUUACUCUAAUUGAUUCUUUGGAUACUUUGUAUCUAAUGAAUCUAAAAACAGAAUUUAAUUUUGCAUUGAAAAAAAUUUCGACAAUCAAAUUCAACUAUACUUUUAGAGAAUAUAUACCUAUUUUUGAAACUAUUAUCAGAGUACUCGGGGGCUUAAUUUCAGGUUAUGAUUUGUCAGACGAGGAAAUUUUAUUAAUUAAAGCAACAGAAUUGGCAGAUAACCUAAUUGGCAUAUUUGAUACUCCAAACAAUAUGCCACUUUUAUAUUAUUAUUGGAAAGGUAAAGAUACGAAAGUCCCAAAAUAUGCAUCAAAAUCUGCUUCGAUUGCUGAAUUUGGUUCCUUUUCAUUGGAGUUUACAAGAUUGGCUCAACUAACUAAUAAUAACACAUAUUUUCAUUUUAUUCACAAAAUUACUAAGAAUUUGGAAACUUAUCAAGACAAUGAAAAAUUAAAAGCCAAUUCUAUUUUAAAUGGAUUGUUUCCUUUAUAUAUGGAUAUAUCAGCCGCUUCAGAAAAUGUUCGAAAAUAUUCCAUCGGCGGUUUAUCUGAUUCAUUUUAUGAAUAUUUAAUAAAACAAUAUCAUCUUUUGAAUGGGUCAAUGAAGGAAUAUUUAAUGCUUUAUGAAAAGUCGAUUGAAAAAGUUAAGAGAUACAUGUUAUUUAAAGCCAAGUUGCCAUCGAUUAAGAAUUAUGGAAGUGAUGAUUUAAAUACAGACGAUGUUCUAUUUUCAGGAGAAAUUAAUGAAAUUAUUUCAAGCAAAGAUGGAUCAAAUAGUUAUUUUAUCAUGAAUAAGAUCGAGCAUUUAUCAUGUUUUGCUGGCGGAAUGUUUGCAUUAUCAUCAAGAAUUAGAGAUAAUAAGGAAGAUUUGGAAAUUGCCAAAAAAAUUACUAAUGGGUGUUAUAAGAUAUAUGAAUUAAUGGGUCUUAUGCCGGAGAAUCUUAAUAUUGAUUCUUGUGAUGACAUUGAUAGUAUUGAAAAUGGGAAACGUUUAAAAUCUAGGAAUUAUUUUAAACCAACAACACCAAUUCAAAAAAUUGUUGGGGAAACUGGAGAGUAUGAAUAUAAGUGGAAAAUUGGAGAUGUUUUUAACCAACCAUUAUGGGUGAAUAAAAUGGAUCCAAGUUUCAUUCUCAGACCUGAAACUAUUGAAUCGAUUUUUUAUUUGUAUAGGAUUACAGGGGAUGAAGAAUGGAGAGUGAAAGGAUGGAGAUUGUUUAAGAAAACUAUAAGAUACUGUGGGAUUAAAGAUAAAAAAGGAAAGGUGAUUGGAAUUUCAUCGUUGAAAGACGUUACGAGGAUAAAUGUUGAUAGUUUGAAUGUUGAAAGAAACCAGGAUGAUGUGUUGGAAAGUUUUUGGUUUGCGGAAACAUUGAAGUAUUAUUACUUGUUAUUUGAAGAUUUUGAUACCUGGAGUCUAGAUGAAUAUGUUUUUAAUACAGAAGCACAUCCAUUUUCUAGAAAAGCU